AUGCCGCGCCCGCACCGCCGGGACCGCAAAUCCUUCCUCCUGCAACCACAUGGACCGCGCGACCCCACCACCGCAGGACUACCGUCCGUCCCGCAAUCCACACCCGCCGUCCGCAUCCGCCGGGUCUGUCGCAGCGUAGCAUGCCGAACCUAUCUCCCCGUCGCGUCUAUUGCAGAAUCUGGCAUCGCUCCUCCUUCGCUCUCCGGAACCAAGCCUCAUCUUGUCGCGGGAUAA
Molecule: messenger RNA, 234 nt
Organism: Colletotrichum abscissum
Lineage: Eukaryota; Fungi; Ascomycota; Sordariomycetes; Glomerellales; Glomerellaceae
Exons: 1
Coding region: 1-234 (77 amino acids)
Source: RefSeq, a predicted model, not a curated record